AUGAUGCUGUCUGGACCGUGUGCCCAUGCGGUGGAGGUGAGAGCAGGACAGAGGGUGCCCUGCGUCCUGAGCCUCUCCCAGCGCCGUGGGCAGUGCGAGUUGGUUAUCCAUUCGCGGGAGAAGGACACACCUGAUCAGGAUAACAUUCCCAUCAACAGCCGCUUUAGAUGUGUUCAAGAGGCUGAAGAAACUCUGUUGAUCGAUAUAGCUACAAACACUGGCUGCAAGAUCAGAAUACAGGGCGACAGCACACCAGAGCGCCUCUUUGAGAUCCCUGAUGAGGAGCGCUGCUUGACCUUCCUCUCCCAAGUGCUGAGCGCACAAGAAGCCCAGUCGAAAGCGCCUCUCCCUGAGCACAGGGAGCCAGCCAGCUGGUAUCAGGUGGAGAAAACCCUUCCAGCUCCUCCUCAGCCGUCUGCCUCAGGGGUUCUAGGCUUUGAGGAUAACUUCAAUGCCAUAAGUUUGGAGAAGAAAAGAAAUUUACAAAACCAGCAAAUGGGAUCUCGCCGGGAGCCCCCGCCUCCUCCCCUGCCGCAAACCAGGCAGGUCCAUCGGGAGAGGGAAAGUGUGGCCAGAGACCAGCCAAAAGUAACCAACACCAUGCGCAAGCUGUUUGUGCCCAGCCCGCAGUCUGGGCAAAGAGAGGGGCUCAUCAAGCACUUGCUUGCCAAGAGAGAGACCGAAUACGUCAACAUCCAGAGCUUCAGGUUUUUUGUGGGCACGUGGAACGUGAACGGCCAGUCUCCAGACAGCGGAUUGGAACCCUGGCUAGUCUGUGACCCAGACCCCCCAGACUUCUACUGUGUUGGGUUCCAGGAGUUGGACCUCAGCACCGAGGCGUUUUUCUACUUUGAUUCUGGGAAGGAGCAGGAGUGGCUGACUGCCGUGGAGAAAUCCUUGCACCCCAAAGCCAAGUACAAGAAGGUGCAGGUGGUCCGUCUGGUCGGGAUGAUGCUGGUUGUGUUUGCCAGGAAGGAUCAACUGAGUUAUAUCAGCGAGGUCAUGGUAGAGACUGUGGGGACAGGAAUCAUGGGCAAAAUGGGUAACAAGGGUGGUGUGGCCGUAAGGUUUGAGUUCCACAACACCACCUUCUGCAUCGUCAAUUCCCACCUGGCAGCUCAUGUAGAGGAGUUUGAGCGGCGGAACCAGGAUUACAAGGACAUCUGUGCCCGGUUAAGCUUCCUGCCCCCUGACCAGGGCCUGCCUCAGCUGAACAUCAUGAAACACGAUGUUGUCAUCUGGCUGGGAGACCUGAACUACAGGCUGUGCCUCCCUGAUGCCAGUGAGGUGAAAACACUAAUCACUAAGAAUGAGCUGCAGAAGCUGUUGACAUAUGACCAGCUGAAUAUUCAGCGGACUCAGAAGAAAGUUUUUGCUGAUUUCACAGAGGGAGAAAUAAAAUUCAUCCCCACAUACAAAUUUGACUCUAAAACAGACCGCUGGGAUUCCAGUGGGAAGUGUCGCGUGCCAGCCUGGUGCGAUCGGAUCCUCUGGCGAGGGGGGGACGUUAAUCAGCUCCGGUACCGCAGCCACAUGGACCUGAGAACCAGCGACCACAAGCCAGUCAGCUCGCUCUUCCUUAUCGGGGUGAAGGUUGUGGAUGAGCAGAGGUACCGGAAGGUGUUUGAGGAUAUAGUUCGUAUGAUGGACAGAAUGGAGAACGACUUCCUUCCCUCACUGGAGCUCAGCCGGAGAGAGUUUGUGUUUGAGAGGGUGAAGUUCCGGCAGCUCCGGAAGGAGAAGUUCCAGAUCACCAACAACGGGCAGGUCACCUGUCACUUCUCCUUCAUCCCGAAGCUCAACGACAGCCAGUACUGUAAGCCCUGGCUCCGGGCCGAGCCCUACGAGGGGUACCUGGAGCCAAACGAGACCGUGGACAUCUCCCUGGACGUGUACGUCAGUAAGGACUCGGUCACCCUCCUGAACUCGGGGGAGGACCGAAUCGAGGAGAUCCUCGUCCUCCACCUGGACCGGGGCAAGGAUUACUUCCUCACUGUCAGCGGGAGCUACCUGCCCAGCUGCUUCGGCACCUCCCUGGAGGCUCUGUGCCGAAUGAGACGGCCAAUCCGCGAAGUUCCUGUCACCAAACUGGUUGAUCUGGGAGAGGACAGCUUCCUAGAGAAGGUAAUGCAAGAAGCCAGUGCUGCGGGGCUGUUGUUAGGACUCACCGUAGAAACCAGACCUUUUCCCAUUGGCUGCUGGCGGGGCAGCCCCUGUGCUCCCAGGGAGAGGACAGCUUCCUAG
This is a messenger RNA of Pelodiscus sinensis (Chinese soft-shelled turtle), 2244 nucleotides long. NCBI's taxonomy places the organism in Eukaryota, Metazoa, Chordata, Testudines, Trionychidae. The record is from RefSeq and is a predicted model, not a curated record.